Molecule: messenger RNA, 2252 nt
Organism: Betta splendens (Siamese fighting fish)
Lineage: Eukaryota; Metazoa; Chordata; Actinopteri; Anabantiformes; Osphronemidae
Gene: gjd4
Product: gap junction protein delta 4
Exons: 1
Coding region: 122-1225 (367 amino acids)
Biological process (GO): cell communication
Cellular component (GO): connexin complex
Source: RefSeq, a predicted model, not a curated record
ACAUCCAAAGCAAGCUUCUUUACAUCAGGCCCUGAGUCAUAGAUUUGGACUGUAGCUUUUUCUGCUUAGCGCACACAAAUCGGCACAUUUCAAACUCUAAUGUUCUUUCCUUUCAGGAAAGAUGUGGAUAAUCGUGAUGAUCUUUCUCCGCAUCCUUGUGCUUCUUUUUGCCGGAUACCCCCUCUAUCAGGACGAACAGGAGCGAUUUGUGUGCAACACCAUUCAGCCGGGUUGUGCCAAUGUUUGCUACGAUCUAUUUUCUCACGUCUCGCUUUUUCGCUUCUGGGUGGUGCAGCUUAUCGCUUUGUGCCUUCCGUACAUCAUCUUUGUCAUCUAUGUUGUCCAUAAGGUGUCAAAUAGUCUGACGGUGGAUCUAAAGCCAUUUUCUAAGAACCACCAGAAGCUGUUCAGCCAGACACCCACCGACAUGAUAUCUCCAGCAGUUGAGCAAGGAGGAUGGACGUGGCGCUUCACAGGGACAUACAUCCUACAGCUCAUCUUCAGAAUUUUGCUGGAAGCGGCGUUUGGAACAGCUCAUUAUUAUCUGUUUGGCUUCUCCAUCCCUAGGAGGUUCCUGUGUCAGCAGUCACCCUGCACCACCCAGGUGGACUGCUACAUCUCCAGGCCCACCGAGAAGACUGUGAUGCUCAACUUCAUGCUCGCUGUGGCUGCUCUGUCCCUUGUGUUAAAUUUGUUGGAUUUCAUCUGCAUUGUGAAGUGCUCACUAAGGCAAAAACGCAAGAGGAAGGUGAUGGUGGAAAACAUAUACGAGGAGGAGCAGUGCUCUCUUACAGCCGACAAAUCUGCCUCCCUGGCUCAGCAGGAUUUAGAGCGUUUGUCUGUGACUUUUAGAAAGAGACAAGGCAGUGGUGGUUCUUGCAGUGGCCGGGAAGCACUCUGUUUGGAGAUCUCCUCUCUUCCUCACUCUUCAGGACCUUCAGUCCACAACAGCAAUGGGAACAAUGGCUACUAUGUUGCCCAGGUUGGAGCUCAGGAGAGGAAUGGCAGUGAAGUGGCUGCUUCAGAGCAGUUGGGCACGCCGAGAUCCUUUUGUGUGAACAAACGCAGUCUUCUCAAGCCGCCACCUCCACCCAGACGGGGCACUGAGCCAGGUCCUAUCAGGGGCAUUACUACAGUAACAACAAUCAGAAGGAACAGUCACUGUGAGGCCACAGACCUCCAGACCUUUGAUGAUGAACAGGACAAAAAAUCACACUGGGUUUAAUCAAACAAACCUAAUCAUAUGUUCUCCCUUAUUUUUAAGCUGCCAUCACGUCAUUGUAUCUGAAAACUUUUCAGCAUCUGUUCUGCAGAACCUAAGGAGGUUAAGUGAGUUUGAGCUCUUAUAACACAUCAGGUCAGAGCUGACAGGACUGUAGCUUUGAACAUUCUUCCACAGACUCCAGUUCUGUGAACACCUGUUUCAUUCCUUGGUGGCUUUACCCGUCUCCCCUGACACUCUGUUUCUAAACAAAGGCAGGCCUUGACCUGUCCAUGUCCACAAACCCCUACCCGACUACCAGCAUCUGAUGCAACCAGAUACAUUUUCCAUUGUUUGUAGGUAACAGGGUCGAAGUGGACAUAUGAAGUUUCUAAGUCCUGUUCUUAGAUGUUUGGGUGAUCUGGUGGAGGUUUGGGGCAAAAUCUGACAACAGAUCUUGCCAAGGUUCUGUUUUUGGGAACAGGAUUCCUCCAUCAAAGAUAAAGGAUAAUGUGUAGUCCCCCUUAGGCCGACAUAAGCUCUUAACUUAAUUGCAUUCUGCUUUAGGGGUUCUGUAUUUAUGGGGGUAGCUCGUCACUCUAUUUCAGGGCCUCGUGGGGCUUGGAAGAUUCGAGCUGUUACAGAGGAGCGGUCUCGUUUGCUGCACUUCAGGACUUCUGCACUCUGCUUGUGUGGCUUUGGUUUUACCUUCAGAUUAAUCACAGACAACGCAGUAAUGGUCCUUCCACUAAAAUGUUUCCAGCAGCUCUUUUACACCUUGAUGUGGUUUCUUAAAAUCCGAUGAAUGUCUUCAACACUAGAUAGUGAGAGUCUCAGUAAAUCAACGGCAUUACUGUUUUAUCUGGAGCUGUGUGGCUGAGGGGCCAGUGUCUGUGUAAAUGGAUAGCUUUUGAUCUUCCUCCCCUUACGGCCUCUUUGAUGGUAAUAACAAAAGCUCCCAACCUCAUAUCUCACCUGGAGAGCUCCAUUUAAUGUGACUAUAGACUAUAGAUCAGCAGGUCCAUUACUGCCGCACCUUUCUCACAUGCCA